Molecule: messenger RNA, 1401 nt
Organism: Guillardia theta CCMP2712
Lineage: Eukaryota; Cryptophyceae; Pyrenomonadales; Geminigeraceae
Exons: 23
Coding region: 1-1401 (466 amino acids)
Biological process (GO): microtubule-based movement; mitotic spindle organization
Molecular function (GO): microtubule binding; ATP binding; microtubule motor activity
Source: RefSeq, a predicted model, not a curated record
AUGCAGGUUGAGGUUGCGGGGCAGGAGCCUCCUCAGUCGCCCGUUCCUCGUCCGUCUAGAAACCUUAGCGAAGAUUUCGUGGACGAGCUGGGAAUCCACUCGGAGAACAUCACGGUGAUGGUGAGAACGAGGCCGCUGAACGAGCUGGAGCGAACUCGCUACGGCUCUGAAGAGUGCAUGGAACUUGAUGAGAAGGGAGCGAGUGUCAAGCUGAAACCAAGCACGUCGAGCCUGACCACUCGCAUCGCUACCACGACUGGGCCGUACUUCUUCAAGUAUGACCACGUGCUGAAAGGAGAUUGUUCUCAAUCGCGCGUCUUUGACAUCGUCGGCAAGAGCGGAUGUGAACACUUCCUUGAAGGCUACAACGUUGCUGUCUUUGCCUACGGCCAGACAGGAGCUGGGAAGACUUACACCAUGUACGGAGAUGUCACAGAGAUUGUGAGCGAGAGUAACAAGAUCCAAGUUCCUGAGGAGAGCGGGCUGGUCCCUCGAUGCCUCUGCCACAUCUUUGAAAGGGUGGAGGCGAUGAAAGCGAGAGGAUGUAGCGUUGAAAUCACAGUCUCUUUCAUCGAAAUCUACAAUGAAGCCGUCAUCGACCUCCUCUCUACCGAAGCUAGGCUCCUCACAGUGCGGGAGGAUGCCAUUCGUGACAGGACGUACGUGGAGGGAGCAGUGGUUGCAGCUGUUUCCAACGUCCAGCAGUGCAUGAACCUUCUCCUCCGAGGGGCUCAAAAUCGCACAGUCGGCGCAACUGCCAUGAACACAGAAAGCAGCAGGUCUCACAGCGUCUUCACCAUCUCGCUAGAAGCAGAAGAGAAAGAUGCGCUGGAUCGGAGCGACAGAAGUACAGCAGAGCAGAAGGAAGACAUCUUCGAGAAGCAAGCAACAUCAACAGAUCUCUUACUGUCUUGGGAAAGGUCAUCAUGGCACUCGCUGCAGGAAGCAAACAUGUUCCUUAUCGUGACUCCAAGGUUUGACACCCUGACGUUCCUUAUCGCAAACAUCGGGCUUUCGCCAAGAUGUCAAGACGAGAGCCUGUCAACCCUCAAGUUCGCGUCGUUUGCCAAGAAGCCUCUCAUGAACGUGAGCAAGAACGUGACCAACAGAGACGCGACAGUCGAGGAUCUCCGCAUGGAAAUCUUCCGGCUACGACAGCAGCUGGCCCGGGGGAGGAUGCAGAGCGACGGGCUGCUGGCCGACAGCUUCACUCCCAACUUGUCAUCGGGGGUCGAGAGGCUCCUCGGGGAGUCAAAGAUGGGAGGGAGUGACAACCCGUUUGACAUCGAGUAUACCAAGAAGCUGGAGCUCCUGCUCCGACAGGCGCUGGAGCGAGAGAACGACCUGAGGAUGAAGCUGAACAGAGAGAAGCAGCAGUUCCGCAUCAAAGUCACAAGCUAA